CUCGACCACCGCUUCCUUGAAAACCUCUUCCCGACGCAACCACCACUCCACCGCCCGCAAUUCAACCAUGUCGGCCUCUUUCACCUUCGUGGAGACGCCUGCCGCGCCUCCUCCUCCGCCUGCAAGCGAUGCCUGCGGUGUCAUGACCACCGACUCGCCCGCCAUCAAGAACGCCCCUCUGCCCGCUGAUGGUCCUGGGUCCCGUCAUUUCAACAACUACCUGCUGUUCUUCCUGCUUUUCUCAAUUCCCUACUACUUCACCAGAAAGGUGGGUGGCGGAUUCAAGACCUUUGUCUUCUUCUUCAUCGUCCUUGGAAUCCCCGUCCUGGCCUCGUACUGGUCAAUCGUCUCGGCCUUCUCCCCUCGUUUGAACGAGAAGGUCAAGCUCCCUAACAAGGGCGUCGAGCACUACCUCGACUUCCACGACGAGGUGCUCGCAAAGAAGUACUCGGGCCAGAACAAGAUCCCGAUGGAGACCUUCCACGAGCUCUACUUUGCCAACAAGGUCUCUUUCAAGGGCGAUUGUCUCGAUGUUCUCGAGUACCGCCACGACUGGGCCAGCUUCCGCUUCACCAUCUCUCUGUACAAGUUUUUCCUCACUGGCAUGAUUCCCGAGGUCAUCAUGCACACUCGUUCUCAGGAUGAGGAGCAGGUCCGUGAUCACUACGACAGAGGUGACGACUUUUACGGCUGGUUCCUUGGCCCGCGUAUGAUCUACACCUCUGGUGUCAUCAACGACAUCACCCGCGAAGAGACCCUCGAGGAGAUCCAGGACAACAAGCUCCGCAUUGUCUGCGAGAAGCUGCAGCUCAAGAAGGGCGAGCGUCUUCUCGACCUCGGCUGCGGCUGGGGCACGCUCGCCAACUUUGCCUCGACCCAGUACGGCGCCCAUGUUACCGGCAUCACGCUUGGAAAGAACCAGACAAAGUGGGGAAACACCCGUCUCGCUGAAUCUGGCAUCUCCCCCGACCAGAGCAAGAUCCUCUGCCUCGACUACCGCGACACUCCCGUGCCUGUCGAGGGCAAGUACAACAAGAUCUCGUGCUUGGAGAUGGCUGAGCACGUCGGUGUUCGAAAGUUCGGCUCGUUCCUUAGCCAGGUCUACAACAUGCUUGACGACGACGGUCUCUUCAUCCUCCAGAUCGCUGGCUUGCGCAAGGGCUGGCAGUACGAGGAUCUCGUCUGGGGUCUGUUUAUGAACAAGUACAUUUUCCCCGGCGCGGACGCCUCCACUCCCCUCGGCUUCGUCAUCGACAAGCUCGAGGGCGCCGGCUUUGAGAUCGCCAGCGUCGACACCAUCGGCGUGCACUACUCUGCCACUCUCUGGAAGUGGUACAGAAACUGGAUGGCCAACAAGGACAACGUCGUCAACAAGUACGGCAUCCGCUGGUUCCGCAUCUGGGAGUUCUUCUUGGCCUACUCGACCAUCACCUCCCGCCAGGGCGGCGCCACCUGCUUCCAGAUCGUGUGCCGCAAGAACUUGAACUCGUACCACAGAGUCAAGGAUAUUCCUGCUCAGUACGGCCUCAAGGUUCCUCAGCCGCCGACCGGAAACUCCUGGAUCAAGAACUAAGCGGCUGCUCGAUCAGAGCAAUCAAGCUGAACUUCUCAGCAUGUGUCUAGAUGACAGAUAUGAUAUGCAGCUGUAUAUACGAGAGUUUUAGCAAUAGAAAUAAAUGUCGUACACGCAU
Molecule: messenger RNA, 1691 nt
Organism: Myxozyma melibiosi
Lineage: Eukaryota; Fungi; Ascomycota; Lipomycetes; Lipomycetales; Lipomycetaceae
Product: S-adenosyl-L-methionine-dependent methyltransferase
Exons: 2
Coding region: 68-1573 (501 amino acids)
Biological process (GO): cellular response to biotic stimulus
Source: RefSeq, a predicted model, not a curated record